Messenger RNA from Oryza brachyantha (malo sina), 687 nucleotides. RefSeq lists its product as uncharacterized. Lineage: Eukaryota; Viridiplantae; Streptophyta; Magnoliopsida; Poales; Poaceae. The coding region runs from base 50 to 472 and encodes 140 amino acids. The transcript has a single exon. The record is from RefSeq and is a predicted model, not a curated record.
CUAUUUACUCGCGGUCGCGGAGAGAUCGCCGGCCGGCGCGACGCAUCGCAUGGAGGUGGAGGAGAGGAAGCCCGCCGCCGGGAUGGGGGCCGACGGCUUCACGGAGGCCGAUCUCGCGGCGGCGGACCAGCUGGUGCAGCUCAGCGCCAGCUUCAGCGGCGGCGGCGGCUGCGAGGAGGACGGCUGCGACUCCUCCUCCUCGGCCACGCUGUCGGUGAACAACGCCGAUGCGGCGGCCCUGGCGAGGGAAUUUCUACAAGCCGACGACGAUAUGGGGUUCGAUAGGAGGGUCAGGAAGAAGUACCGCCUGCUGUCGGAGCUCUACGCCGCCACGCGGCCGGUGAAAGAGAAGGGCGGCGGCGACGACGGCGGCGGGAAGCGGAAGAAGAGAGAGGAGGAGAUGGGGAUGAUGAAGACGAAGAAGAACAAGAUCAAGCCGCGGCCGCCGCCGCCGGAGCAGCAGCAGCGUUAGAGGGAUCGGGAACACCGCGCGGAUGCCUGGGUCUCUCUGUAAAUAUUUCCUUCUCCCAGGGUGUUCAUCUGCUUUCGCUUUUUUUUUCCUCUUUAUUUAUCUUCUCCUUUCGCCGCCUGCGCGUGGAAUGGACUGAAGAAAAAAAAAACAGCAAAUUUGUACAAAGUUUCCGAGUUUUGAUUUCAAACGACGCCGAUCGGUCUGGUACUUCUGUA